Thalassophryne amazonica is the source of this 3444-nucleotide messenger RNA. RefSeq names its product RUN and SH3 domain containing 2 (gene rusc2). The transcript is spliced from 11 exons. Gene Ontology annotation, molecular function: protein binding. The coding region runs from base 82 to 2976 and encodes 964 amino acids. Gene Ontology annotation, cellular component: cytoplasmic vesicle. The record is from RefSeq and is a predicted model, not a curated record. Lineage: Eukaryota; Metazoa; Chordata; Actinopteri; Batrachoidiformes; Batrachoididae.
GUGUGUGUGUGUGUGUGUGUGUGUGUGUGUGUGUGUGUGUGGUACAAGCUGCUAUACUCUGAAUCAUGACUUGGCACUUUUAUGUUUGGUUUGAGUUCUAACUUGUUAAAUCUGAAGUCAUAUGCUGCUAAUCAAAGUCUUCUUGUGUGUCUGUGUUCUGCUGGAAUCUCUUCCCAUGAGUCAGGUGGUCUCUGCAGCUCCUCAGACAGCUGCCCGGUGGUGAUCCGAUACAGCAAAGACCAGCGGCCCACCACUCUGCCCAUCCAGCCCUUCACCUUCCACCACCAGUUUGCCUCCAAGCCCCCACAGCCCAAACCUGUGCUGCCGCUGCUCUCAGGUUACAUCUCUGGGAUGCAGGCCCGUUCUGGUUCUGGUGGUUCAGAAGAGGAGGAGAGUGAAGAUGUGGAUAAAAAUGUGCACAAGUAUCAGGCAGGUCACACUGCGGCAGCGCCUCCUCCCGGAUCUGUACGACCCUCACCUCUGGGCAGCUAUUCUCCAGUUCGCCUCCAAGGGGCACCGAGCUCCGGGACCUGCUCUACCUGUACCCCGAGCCCUCAGCCUGCACACAGUGUCUCCUGUCCACUCUCUGUGGGCCUCGGCCCCCUGCAUUCCCCGCCAGCCACAAAACAAAGCACGGCGCUGCCCCCUACCCCGCUGCCCCCUUCACUGGGGGUGAAGAAGGUGAUGGUGCCGCCGCCGGUGCAGGGUCAGUGCUUCCACCGAGGAACUCUGCACAGCGACACACUGAGCCUCCUGGGAUGCAUUGACUCAGCAAAGCACAGGGAUGGAAGCAAAGGGCCCGGAACCCGAAGCCACAACGUGCACCACCUCUCCCCUCAGGCUCUGAAAUGGCGAGAGUACCGUCGCCGGAACCCUCUGGGAGUGGAGAGGUUCUCUGGUUGUCUGGAGCCCCGAAAGUCCGGAGGACUACGACCUGCCAGACGCAAUGUGUUUGAUUUCCCAUCAGCACCCUGUGGCGAUGCACUGAGGCGGCUCCAUGUGAGCCAGCAGAGCUGCAGCGAGCUGCUGCCCGAGUAUUUCUCCCUGACUGAGAAGCCCCCAGAAGAGUUCUGCCUCUCCCCGGAUGCCUCCUCAUCGUCCUCAAAGUCUCACAUCUCCGUUGACCUGAAGCAGAAAAGAGCUCUGGUGAAGGCCGUGAACAUGGCGGUUGACCUGAUUGUGGCGCACUUUGGCACCAGUCGAGACCCGGAUGUAAAGGCAAAGUUGGGGAACAGCUGGGUAAGUCCAAAUGUGGGUCAUCUGAUCUUGAAGUACCUGUGUCCGGCUCUGCGUGAGGUUCUGCAGGAUGGUCUGAAGGCUUACGUGCUGGACCUGAUCAUAGGACAGCGCCGCUGUCAGCCGUGGAUCCUGGUGGAGGCAUCCACACAGCUAGGUCCAUCUACACGUGUUCUUCACAGCCUGUUCUCAAAGGUCAGCCAGUAUUCGGAACUGACCAGCCACAGCAUGAGACUCAAUGCCUUCAUCUUUGGUCUUCUCAACCUGAAGUGUUUGGAGUUCUGGUUCAAUCACCUCUACACACAUGAAGACAUUAUUGCAGCACACUAUAACCCGUGGGGUUUCCUUCCCCUGUCGCAGGGGGUGUGUCAAAACCUCUUUGAGGAGCUCCUGCUGUUGUUGCAGCCACUGUCACUCCUCCCUUUUGACCUGGAUCUGAUGUUUGAGCCGCACCUUCUCCAGAAGGGCCAGGAGCAUCUACGCCGCAAGGAACAACUGUGUUCUGCAGGCCAGAGUGUCGACCUGUCAACUCGCUCCACCUUUCAGCUCAUGCAGGGGUGGAGCACCACUAUGAGCGAAUUAGUGAGGGAGGGCGUGGACUCGAGAACUGAGGUCAAGAAAGAAAGGGCAGAGCUUAGACGAGAAGGAACCUGGCCAAGCAUGGAAAGGACCGGGUCAAGAAGAGGGACAGCAGGAGUAAGAUCCAGUGUGAGGAGUGUCGGAGCAGCAGCUGAGAGUUUGACUGGACCUGUUGGAGGAUCAGUGGAAGUAGAGUUGGAUAAUCUGUGGAAAGAGAGGGGACAUGGUGGGCGGCGUGUGAAAGGUGUAGGACAAGAAAGCCAAGAAGAAAGUGAGGACAAGCGAUGGGAAAAAGACAGAGAUCUGGCUGAUGAUGGACGGCAGAGACAUAACAGACAAGCUGGCUGGUGGUAUCAGCUCAUGCAGUCCUCCCAGGUCUACAUCGACCAAUCCACUGAGGUGUCAAAGUUCAUCAAGUCUGAGAAGAGGAAAAAGUUCUCAGAGAGACGCCAGGGGUCACUACCACCCACCAGAGAGGGCGUGGUGGAGGGGGCAGAGUCAAACCAGGAAACAGAAGGGUAUAGUUGGAGGAAAAGCAGCGACAGCUCUAGCAUGGAUUCAGCUGGAUCCAGAGGCAGACCUUCAUGGAUGGGCAGUCCUCCAGAUUCAGUUCUCAACCAAGAGAAGGAUCCAAAACCUUUGGAGGUGACAGAAAGCAGAGUCCAAGAGGAAAGUCCCUCACAGGGGCAGAGUCUGCGUUGGGGCAGGCUCUUUGGAUCGAGUGUUGGUGCUCCUUUGAGGGUGGAAGGAGCUGAACAGAGAGUAAAGCCUCAAAAGACGAGGCCACCAUCGGGUUGGCUCGGUCUGGACAAAUCUGUUCUUGAUCUUGUGGCGCAGACCAUUGUUGGAGGGAGUGGGAAGAAGGCGGAGUCUCCAGCCAUGCCCCCUCACAACAAAACGACAUGUCCGAAACCACAAACAAAAGUCCAAACGACUGAAUCCAAUGGGACAUCUCUGUGUGAAGUACGAGCCUUGUGUCACCAUAUAGCCACUGAGCCGGGCCACCUGAGCUUCAGUAAGGGGGAUCUCCUGCAGGUUCUGAGUAAGGCCGACGCUGACUGGCUCCUCUGCUCCUUGGGAUCAAGCCAGGGCCUGGUUCCUAUCGUCUUUGUCACCCUCAAUGGCCUAGAGGACAGCCAAGCUGGCCUAGUACAGUGCUGAACCAAAGCUGCAUAUUAGAAAACAAAAACAUGAAGACAAAUAGCUUUGGGCAUCCUCUUGUGUACAGGCGUGCAAAAGAAGCAUGCAGGCUCAUGAAAAGUGUGCAUGUGUACAUCCAGAAGACCUGACAUCAACAAAGACACUCAAAAAGGUGUCCAUGAAGCUUCAAGCACACCUGUGUGACUGUUUCAUCCAUACAGCACCAAUUGCUACUUUCAGCAAAAGGAGGAGGAGCUAACCAACCAUAGGUGGUAACAUCAUUAUAUAUAAAUAAACUAGGUCCAUGUCUGUGUUCACGUAGCUGAGCUGCAAUCAGAACAUGAAGUUCAGUUAGUGUCUCCAGUUGAACAACAGAUAGCUUGAUGUGCUGUUGCUUAUUUAGUGUGAAACCGCUUCUUUCAUUUCUGUUGUUAUGGCACAAACAUACUUAAAAAAAAAAAAAAAAAAGCUACCUGUUGUUGACAAUGU